CCUCCUCCGUUCUAUCCAUCCAUCGAGAGGUGUCUUGCCGUGAUACGUUCCUAUCUCUGUAUCCUGCAGCUCGAGGAUGCAGGGCCGACUGCUUUGUCUAUUCGGGGCCAGCGGUUUGACGAGGCGGCGCGUUGCCGGGUCAGGUGGCAGCUCGAGGAUGCGGCUGUUCAGCACGGGGGCGGUUUAAAGAUGAGCGACGGGGUGGACCGUCAGCAGGAGCAGCUCAAAGGCACGGCGGCGAGGUAAACCGGCUGCUUAGAGCGGCGCAGUCGCGGGGGCGACUCAAACCGUGGCGGCUCACGGUGGCAAAGGCGGAUGAAGCCAUGGAAGCAGAGGCCAGCGGUUUAGGCGCGAGGCCGGGCGGUUUGGCGGCAAGCGACAGCGGAGGCGAGGCCAGCCCCGGAAGCGUUGGCUUGGCGACUCAAGUGGAGGCGGCCGGUUGGAGGAGAACUGCAAUCGUGAUGAGGCCGCAGGCGUAGAAGCGGCAGUGUCGGCUCAAGGUGCGACAGCGUUGGCCACAGAGGCCACGCCGGUGACUCGGAGCCGUGCAGCAGUGACUUGGAGUUGAAGGGCCACUACAACGGCUCAGAACUCGUCCAUUUGACCGUAUUGGAGGUUGAAGGAGAUACAGAGGCCAUCUCGAAGCGUGCCGGUGGAGCGAGUCACGGCGACGCGGCGGCCCGGAAGUGAAACGAAGCGGCCAGCAGUAGAAGUGACCGACGCAGGCCCGCGUAUAGCCGAGGCGGAGACCGUGGCGGCCCGUGGCGCCUCUGUGGUCGUAACCCGGCAGGGCAGCAACAGAGAUAAACGACGCGGCGGAGUCAGCAAGCGUAGCCGAUGGCGGGUCGCGUCUGUGACGACUGGGCGCAGCUGCAGAUUGGGAAUCGGCGAGGCACAAAGCGACGGCGGAGACGCAGCCGGCCCAAGUCUACGGUGACUCGGAGCAGAGAGCGGCUUGAGUCCGGUUUGAAGACAGUCGUGGGGGAGGUGACUUGAGGUCGGAGUCGAAAUGAAAUCCGAUGGUGGCUAAACCGGGGACCAGUCGAGGCCCGAUGGUGAGGCGUGACCCGUGGUGGCAGAGGAGUCACAACAGCUCCGGCGGCUCGAUGGAGACUGUAAGGCAGAGCUACAACGGUUUGAGCAGGCAACUUGGAACGGUGAUUCAUAGCAGAUGCAGGGCGGCUCGUGGUAAUGGCGGGUUAACACAACAGAAGAGGCGGACCAUGGUGGCUUUGGGAGGCACGAAACCAAGGCGGCCAGCAUCCCAGAGCUCCGACGGAGGCAGGUUGGCGAUAUCGAUGAGGCAGCGACUCAGAACCGGCGGAGCGAUCGGCGACUGAAUGUCGUACCUACAGUUCACUGGCGACUCGGGAUAGUGGUGGCUCAUGGCGACUUGAACUGGCGAGGCAGAGGGCAACCCGGAGUAGUGAGACACGCGGGGCGGCUCAGGAUUCAAGCAAGGAGAGACGGCAUAAUGACACCGCAGCGGGCGGCUCGAUUCGGCGUUGAACCAAUGGGGGCAGCCCAAUACAGGGUCAAACCAAAGGUGGUCGUUGACUUGGUAACUUGUUGAUGAUGCGGGGCGGAGGCGAUCCUCACGGAAGAAAAUUUCGUGGACACCGGCUGCAAAGCCCCUGUGCGUACCCCUGCCCAGAUUCGUCCACGUGUCCCCUCCUUACAUCCGACCGCUGCCGUUCAUUCCGAUCCGUUCGCUCCUUCCGUCGGCUCGGGAGCGCUCGCUCGGCUCCAAAUACGUGCGAUCCCGGCUCCCUGGGCUCCGCUCGGCUGCAAAAACUGCAGGCAAUCAGCUCCCGUCGUUAUGCCUUUUCAAUUAGAUACGCAUACUUGUGAUUGAUAGCAUCUGCUUCCCUUGAAUAGCGGCGAUCUGAUCAUGGCAGAUGAGACUAGUGGCGGCCGAGGGAACCCUGGUCCGGCACUCACUCCGCCGGGGGAGAGCACAACUAUGUUUGCCUCACGCCCAAACGCAUCAUCAUCCUCUCCUUCGCAUGGCCGCAUCAGCCUAGAAGGAUAUUCAUGGCCGCUGCAGUUUGAAGCUGCAGUACCGUCGAGAAGGACGGGAGCGGCCAUGACGGACCACGGUGGCACUGCCGACGACUUGUCCCACAUAAAUCUCGCGGAUGAGAAUGGCUGUGCGCACGCCAUGAACUUGCAGGCCCCACACGUCAUGUCAGGAGGAGGAGUCCGGGAGGAUACGACCACCGCCAUGAUAGGAGAAGGAGGUCAACAGGACGACGGGGUCGCCGGUGUAGAGCAAAGAAUGCAGGCGAUUGAUAAAGUUGGACAAACAUUGAUUGUUCCAAAAGUUGGAUUGGCUUUCGAUUCAGAGGACAGCGCUUAUGAUAUGUACAACGCAUAUGCCCCCAAGGUUGGGUUCAGUGUCAGAAAAAGUCACACAAAGCGACGAGGUGAUAAAAGUAUAUCUCAAAAAUAUAUAGUUUGCAGUAACGAAGGCCAUCGAGAUACCCAAUCAUCUAAGGACACUGCAAGGACAGGUUGUGAGGCUCGUAUUCAGUUUAGUGUCAACAAGGAUGGUAUUUGGACAGUGCAAAAGCUUAUAACCGAGCACAAUCAUUAUCUUGCUAGUCCCAAUAAGGUGCACAAGCUGAGGUCCCAAAGACGUGUUAUAGAAGCGGAUAGACAUCUAAUUGGCCAGAUACGGGAAGCCGGGAUGAAGCCAUCCCAGGUAUAUGACUUUAUGAUAGCAUUUUACGGAGGACCCGACAAAGUACCAUUCUCAAAGAUGGACUGCAAUAAUGAGAUUGGUCGCGAGCGCAAGAAGUAUUUAGAAUCAAAUAAUGCACAGACACUGUUGGAAUACUUGAAAAAUAAGCAAAGAGAGGAUCCUACAUUUUUUAUGCCAUUCAGAUAGAUCAAGUUGAUGGCCAGAUAGCUAAUUUCUUUUGGGCAGAUGGUCAGUCUAUCAUGGAUUACACAUGUUUUGGGGAUGCUGUAUCAUUUGAUACCACUUUUCAGACUAACAAGUUUGAAAUGCCUUUUGCUCCAUUCGUUGGUACCAACCAUCACAAGCAGACAGUAAUUUUUGGUGCCGCGCUGAUAUUUAAUGAGAGUAUCGAUUCAUUUGUUUGGCUCUUUGAAACAUUUUUAAUAGCGAUGUCAGGCAAGCAUCCGAACACUAUUUUCACUGAUCAGGACAAGGCCAUGGACGGAGCAAUUGCAUAUGUGUUCCCAAAUACAAGUCAUCGGCUUUGUUUGUGGCACAUUUAUCUUAGUGCUGCAAAACAUCAUGGGCAUGUAAUUCAUGAGCAUCCUGAGAAGUUUUUACCUGAUUUUAAGAAAUGUGUCUAUGAAGAUAGGUCAGAAUUUUACUUCAAUAAAAAAUGGUUUGAAUUGUUGGAUCGAUACAACCUUGAGGACAAUGAAUGGAUGAAAAAGAUGUAUGAGUUGAGGGAAAAGUGGGCUGCUGUCUAUCGUGACUCUUUUACAGCUGAUAUGAACUCGACUCAAAGGAGUGAAGGUAUGAAUAAUGUAUUCAAGCAAAGAUUUCAUAGGAGACUUGGUCUUUCAGAACUCCUUGUAGAAUGUGAGAAGGUUUCUGGAAGUCUUCGUGAAAAUGAGUUGGAUGCAGAUUUUAGUUCGCGUCGAAAGAAACCUGUUGCUUAUAGUCCAAAUUUUCCUUUGCUAAAGACCGCAUCUGAAUCAUAUACAAGGCGAAUGUAUUCAGAAUUUGAAACAUAAUUCAAAAGCCAAUUUUCAUUCUCUUGUAAACUAUUACAAACCGACGGUCCGGUGUUGACAUAUAUGGUCACACAUAUGAACAGUGAGCAUGGAGCAAAAGUUACAUUCAAUACCACGGACACAACUAUUACAUGUUGUUGCAAAAAGUUCGAAUCCAUAGGUAUAUUGUGCAAGCAUGCAUUCAAAGUCUUCAAUAUGAAUGAUUUUUUUUCAUUUUGCCACCACAAUAUAUACUAGGAAGAUGGACAAAAUAUGCGAAAAGAGGAUUUUAUGUUGAAAAACAAGGAUCCGAGGAGGAAAGCUUGAAAACACAAGCUGCACGUAUCUCAAGGAAGGCUACAUCAGUUGCAUUGAAGUGUACUCGGUCAAAACAACUUCUUGAUGAUUUCGAGAAAGCUAUAGAUAAGUUAGACUUGGAAGCAGAUAACACUCUUAGCAAGAUGGAGGAAAAAUCGAGCGAGGUUCCGCUAGUUUCGGCUGAGUGUGCUACAAACACAAUAAAUGGUACAAUAUCAUUCAGAGUUCCUCAGGUGGUGAAAGGCGCAAAGCGUAAACGGGCAACCAUCUCCCUUGAAAAAAGAAAGGGAAGAAAAAUAAAAGUGCUAAAAAGAAAGGUGUCGAUCCUACCCAUUCUAGCAAGCCUUUUCCAUUCUAUACUUCUAUUGUUAAUCCUUUUACUUUUCUUUCAAUUCAUAUGUCUGACUUUAGGAGAAAAUCGAAAAAAUGUAGUACAGAAUAGGGAUGGCGGCAUUGAUCCGAAGGAAAUGAUGGAUGUGAAUGCUGGUAGUAUUGACAUUACUAAUACCAUGCCAAAAUUUUCAAAUGAUGUCUAUGGGCGAGGGCGAUCUUUGAUCAUGGCUGCACCGUUGAUCCAAGGCAGAUACGCUAAUGCCACAAUGCUAACCUUUGCAAAUGAUGUGUAUGGGCAACCUUCAACCAUGUCUGCUCCAUCUAUCCAAGGCGGAUUUACAAGUCUUUUACUUGGGGUUGAGCAGGAUGCCACAUUGUCCUCGGCUGUUAGAAAGUUACCUUUUGAUGAUUAGUAUUACGGGCAGCCUAUAAGGAGUACAAUUUUUUUGAUGUCAUUUGGUGUAUCUAUGAAUUAUAAUUGAUGCACUGUAGUAGACUGAAUUUUGUCUUCAUUUAGAAUG
Molecule: messenger RNA, 4868 nt
Organism: Triticum aestivum (bread wheat)
Lineage: Eukaryota; Viridiplantae; Streptophyta; Magnoliopsida; Poales; Poaceae
Product: protein FAR1-RELATED SEQUENCE 5
Exons: 4
Coding region: 1892-2890 (332 amino acids)
Source: RefSeq, a predicted model, not a curated record